Messenger RNA from Aspergillus ochraceoroseus IBT 24754, 2024 nucleotides. It is a transcript of the gene rad7, whose product is annotated as DNA repair protein Rad7, protein. The coding region runs from base 58 to 1842 and encodes 594 amino acids. Gene Ontology annotation, biological process: SCF-dependent proteasomal ubiquitin-dependent protein catabolic process. The record is from RefSeq and is a predicted model, not a curated record. NCBI's taxonomy places the organism in Eukaryota, Fungi, Ascomycota, Eurotiomycetes, Eurotiales, Aspergillaceae. Gene Ontology annotation, cellular component: SCF ubiquitin ligase complex. The transcript has 6 exons.
CUCCAACAACUCAUCUUGAGAUUACCUAAAUCAUCAAAAAGUGGUUCACUUAAUACCAUGGCGAAUCGAAGGCAAACCAGGAACCAGAUUAGGGGCCCACACUCCGCCCUUACGGACUUUCUGGCGUCCAACAACAUCUCCGCAGCCCAAAUCCAUGAUGAUUACCAACGGAGGUUAAGAGAGGCGGAACCCCGCGCUGAAGAAGAGCCCCUGGAAAAUGCUGCGGACGAUGAAGAAUACGAGGACAAUUCCGGAGAAACUCCAGAGCAAAAGAAGAAACGCAAGCGAAAGGAGACCGCUGCCCUUGCGAAAAUCAAGCAGAGCAAGGAGUUCGCCCGCCGUAAAGGUCGCCGAACAGGGGAGCCCGAUGACGAUGACGACUUCAUCGCAAGGGAGAUGAUGUAUGAGCGUUCCCGGCCGAUGCCUGGCCAACUUGAAAACUGCGAGGCCUGCAGUAAGCGUUUCACAGUGACUCCGUACAGCAAAACAGGACCAAACGGAGGCCUCCUCUGCGCAAAAUGCUCCAAGGAGCUCACCGACAAGCAGAAGAAGGCGCAGCCCAAGAAACGCGGGCCAAGAACCGGCCGGCGCCAGAAUCAAAGUGAUCUUCUCGAUGGAAUUUCCCAAUACGGCGCUCUGAGUUUGGCAGAGAUGUGCACUAAGAAAGUUGCCGAUAAUAUCAAUGACAUUGAAGAAUUCGGGGACUUGCCCUGGCAGUUGCUACGCCGUCUUAGCCAGAUUUUAUCGAAGAGGCGAGUUAUGACACCACGGACCCUAAAUCUGUUUCUUCGACCGGAUUUGGGCUUUAUUGAUAUUUAUGACUCUGCUAAACUCGAGACGGAUGACUUUCAAAAGAUCUUUACAUUCAUGCCAGCUCUGACUCAUGUCAAUCUCCGCUUUGCUGGACAAUUGAAGGAUAGGGUGGUGGAGUAUAUGUUGGACCGAGAUCUUAAGAUUAAACAUUUGCAACUCGACGCGGCCAACCUGGUCUCCGAUUCGAGCUGGCGACGGCUGUUUGAGAAAUUCGGCGGCCAGCUUGAAACGUUGAAAUUAUCAAACCUGGACUUUUCCCUCGACGAUGAGACCGUGCAGACAUUGUGCAAAUUCUGCACGGGGUUGCGGCGCGUCAAACUUGAUCAUUGCUGGAAGAUAUCCGAUAGCUCGCUGGAGGCUAUCGCGAACUUGCCAUUAUUGGAGCACGUGUCUUUGAAGUUUGUCCAAAAUACGAACCCUGAGCACCUUCGGGAGCUGGUUUCCAAAGCCGGCCCGAACCUUCGCACCCUGUCCUUGGAUGGAUUUCCAAAAUCCGAUGAUGGCUUGCUCGAGACUAUUCAUGACAAAUGCCAGGCUUUGUCGAAGCUGAGGUUUUCGAAUAACUCGGUUUGUACCGACCAGGGAUUCGUCAAGCUUUUCGAAAACUGGUCGAACCCUCCACUAGAGUUUGUCGACCUAUCCUCGACACGGGACGUGGACAAUUCAAGUCCAGACGGUCCCACUGAUGCAACUGGUCUUGCAUCCCAUGGGUUUACUGCCCUCAUGCAGCAUUCGGGCUCCCUGAUGCAAAAGUUGAACAUUGCUUCCUGUCGCCAUAUCUCCUAUGCCGCCUUCGACGCAGUGUUUUCCGAGGGCAAGAGCUACCCCCACUUGAAGGAGCUGGAUGUGUCUUUCCACACAGUCCUGGACGAUUACCUGGUGGGUCGUAUCUUCCAGUGCUGCCCAGCUAUGCAGAAGUUGGUUGCAUUUGCGUGUUUUAAUGUACGAGACGCGCGGGUUCCGCGUGGAGUGGCCUUGAUUGGGGGGUUACGAGUGCAGGAGCUUAUUGUGGUUGAACGUGAGUUUUGAAGACAACCUGGUUCCUUUUUCGAGUCUGGGGGCAAAUCCAAAUCCAAAUCCAAAUCCAAAUCCAAAUCCAAAUCCAAAUCCAAAUCCAAUCUCCAAGAAAUUACACGUGGAGAAUGCACGUACCCGUAUGUGCCUGAUGCUCUGAUGCAGGUUGGGCUAUAGUUAUACUAGCAUCCAUCGAC